Molecule: messenger RNA, 1024 nt
Organism: Gastrolobium bilobum
Lineage: Eukaryota; Viridiplantae; Streptophyta; Magnoliopsida; Fabales; Fabaceae
Product: large ribosomal subunit protein uL2m
Exons: 3
Coding region: 202-801 (199 amino acids)
Biological process (GO): cytoplasmic translation
Cellular component (GO): large ribosomal subunit; ribosome
Molecular function (GO): transferase activity; RNA binding; structural constituent of ribosome
Source: RefSeq, a predicted model, not a curated record
AAGAUGAAGGAAGGAGUGAGGUAGGGCAGUAGUUGGUGUCGCAUUUAAAAGACCAAAAAGCAACGCAACGCAACGCUCCGCUCUCUGUUUCUCUUCUGCUCUCCAAAGUCGGCUUCUUCCUCACUCCUUUUUUUUCUUUGAUAUUCCAAUGACAGAUAAACUAGUGAACUACAACCCCUAGUCAUUGCACAGGGUGAAUCAAUGGCUAUGUCACUGUGGAGACCUCGCACGGCUUCUUCGGCGCUUAACUUGUUCUCCAAUGCUUUUCGCCAUUUUUCUUCCGAUGUUGCAAAUAGCACUCGUGAUAGUGCUCGCGAGAGUAUGAUGAAUCAAAUGAUGUAUUCUGACAUAAACUCACAAAUUGGGAGUUGCAUGCCGCUGUCUGCAAUGCGAAUUGGAACAAUCAUUCACAACAUUGAGUUGAACCCGGGGCAAGGUGGUAAGCUGGUUAGAGCAGCUGGAACUAAUGCAAAGAUCUUGAAAGACCCCACAUCAGCAUACUGUCUAAUACAACUCCCCUCGGGUGUUAAAAAGUUGAUUGAUUCUCGAUGCAGGGCCACUGUUGGUACCGUCUCUAAUCCAAGCCAUGGAGAUCGCAAGCUUAGGAAGGCUGGACAUAGCCGAUGGCUUGGUCGAAGACCUGUUGUUCGAGGAGUGGCCAUGAACCCUGUAGAUCAUCCUCAUGGUGGAGGAGAGGGUAAGAGCAAGAGUAGUGGCCGAUGGAGCAAAGGAUCUCGCACUCCUUGGGGCAAGCCAACUAAGGGUGGUUACAAAACUGGACCCCUCAAGCGCAGAAAGUAGUUAGGACACAACAUUCUCAUGCUAUGCUUCCUUGUAAUAAAUAAUUGCGGAAACUCUCAUCCAAUUGAUUCCAUUAGGUUCAGCCAAUUUGUGAGAUUAUAUUAUGGGUGCUGAAUUUUGUACUAGUGAAAGUAGAAAUGUUUGCAUUUGCCACUGCAAACUGGGCUUGCACUCAGCUUAUACAACUCCAUUAUUCACUAGAUGAAGUUUGCAAGACAGUCUA